Pipistrellus nathusii (Nathusius's pipistrelle) is the source of this 1977-nucleotide messenger RNA. Lineage: Eukaryota; Metazoa; Chordata; Mammalia; Chiroptera; Vespertilionidae. The record is from the annotation of a GenBank genome assembly.
AUGGUCCACAGCGACAUGUCCAAGUCGCCUCCCUCAGCGGCGGCGGCGCAGGAGCUGCAGAUGGACGCGCCGGAGAGCGCGGCGCCCGCGGGGGCGCUCGGGGCGCCCGCACAGUCAUAUGGAAAAGGAGCUAGAAGGAAGAACAGAUUUAAAGGAUCCGAUGGGAGCACGUCAUCUGACACUACCUCAAAUAGUUUUGUUCGUCAGGGUUCGGCAGACUCCUACACCAGCCGUCCAUCUGAUUCCGAUGUGUCUUUGGAGGAAGACCGAGAGGCGGUGCGCAGAGAAGCAGAGCGGCAGGCCCAGGCCCAGUUGGAAAAAGCAAAGACAAAGCCUGUUGCCUUUGCAGUUCGGACAAAUGUCAGCUACAGUGCAGCCCAUGAAGAUGAUGUUCCGGUGCCUGGCAUGGCCAUCUCAUUCGAAGCAAAAGAUUUUCUGCAUGUUAAGGAAAAAUUUAACAAUGACUGGUGGAUAGGGCGAUUGGUUAAAGAAGGCUGUGAAAUCGGAUUCAUUCCAAGCCCAGUGAAACUAGAGAAUAUGAGGCUACAGCAUGAACAGAGAGCCAAGCAAGGGAAAUUCUACUCCAGUAAAUUAGGAGGAAAUUCAUCAUCCAGUCUGGGUGACAUAGUACCUAGUUCCAGAAAAUCUACACCUCCAUCAUCUGCUAUAGACAUAGAUGCUACUGGCUUAGAUGCAGAAGAAAAUGAUAUUCCAGCAAACCACCGCUCCCCUAAGCCCAGUGCAAACAGUGUAACGUCACCCCACUCCAAAGAGAAAAGAAUGCCCUUCUUUAAGAAGACAGAGCACACGCCUCCCUAUGAUGUGGUACCUUCCAUGCGCCCCGUGGUCUUGGUGGGCCCUUCCCUGAAGGGGUACGAGGUCACAGAUAUGAUGCAAAAAGCAUUGUUUGAUUUUUUAAAACACAGAUUUGAAGGGCGGAUAUCCAUCACAAGGGUCACUGCUGACAUCUCGCUGGCCAAACGCUCAGUGUUAAAUAACCCCAGUAAGCACGCAAUAAUAGAAAGGUCUAAUACAAGGUCAAGCUUAGCGGAAGUUCAGAGUGAAAUAGAAAGGAUUUUUGAACUUGCAAGAACAUUGCAACUGGUAGUUCUUGAUGCAGACACUAUUAAUCAUCCAGCUCAACUCAGUAAAACCUCUUUGGCCCCUAUUAUAGUUUAUGUAAAGAUUUCUUCUCCUAAGGUUUUACAAAGGUUAAUAAAAUCUCGAGGAAAAUCUCAAGCUAAACACCUCAAUGUUCAGAUGGUUGCAGCUGAUAAACUGUCUCAGUGUCCUCCAGAGUUGUUUGAUGUGAUCUUGGAUGAGAACCAGCUUGAGGAUGCUUGUGAGCACCUUGCCGACUACCUGGAGGCCUACUGGAAGGCGACCCACCCUCCCAGCAGCAGUCUCCCCAACCCUCUCCUUAGCCGCACUUUAGCCACCUCAGCGCUGCCCGUGAGUCCCACUGCAGCCUCUCAUUCACAGGGUUCUCAAGGCGAUCAGAGGACUGACCGCUCUGCUCUCGCCCGCUCUGCCCCCAACGCUGAAGAAGAACCUUGCCUGGAACCAGCCAGGAAAUCCCAGCACCGGCCUUCCUCCUCAGCCCCGCACCACAACCAUCGUAGUGGGACAAAUCGAGGCCUGUCCAGGCAGGAGACAUUUGACUCAGAAACCCUGGAGAGUCGAGACUCUGCCUACGUGGAGCCAAAGGAAGAUUACUCCCAUGAGCAUGUGGACCAUUAUGCCCUACACCGAGACCACAACCACAGGGAGGAGCCCCAUGGGAGUGGUGAGCACAGGCACAGGGAGUCUCGGCACCGGGCCAGGGACCUGGAUCGAGAGCAGGACCACAACGAAUGCAACAAACAACGAAGUCGUCAUAAAUCCAAGGAUCGCUACUGUGACAAGGAUGGAGAAGGAAUAUCCAAAAGAAGGAAUGAGGCUGGGGAGUGGAACAGGGAUGUUUACAUCCGCCAAUAA